AUGGCCGACGGGAAUAGUGAGGUCCUGGAGGGUAUUUUCGCCUUAUUCAAACCCUCCGGCAUCACCUCCGGUCAAGCCCUCCUGCACCUCCAAUCCAUUUUCUCAAGAUCCACCCUCUUCGCCCCGCUCCUCGCCUCAACCCGCCUAAACCGAGCGCACCAAGCAUCCCUCCUCCCUUCCGGCCAGAAAAACAAAGCCGAGGAUGAAGAAGCCAAUGGCCGCUUCUUCCGUAUGGGCCACGGCGGGACACUCGACCCACUCGCCUCCGGGAUCCUGAUCGUGGGCAUCGGCCGCGGGACGAAGGCGCUGCAGAACUUCCUUGGCUGCACGAAGACGUACGAGACUGUUGUGUUGUUUGGGAAGAGCACGGACACACAUGAUGUUGAUGGGGUAGUUGUUGCGGUGAAAGAUUGCGCGCAUGUGAGUGAGGAGUUGGUGAGUGCGAAGUUGGCGAUGUUUAGGGGGACGUUUCGGCAGGUGCCGCCGGUGUACUCGGCGCUUAAGAUCAACGGGAUGAAGGCUUGCGAGUAUAUGCGGGCAGGGAAGGAGUUGCCGAAGGAGUUGGAGGAUAGAGAGGUUUGUGUGGAUGAGUGUGAGAUGAUUGAGUGGUGGGAUGGGGGAAAGCAUGAGUUCAAAUGGCCGGGAGACAACGUUGCAGCCGCCGCACCUGCUGUAAGAGUACGUCUCACUGUGAGCUCGGGAUUCUAUGUCAGAAGCUUUGCGUCCGAUCUAGGAAUCGCGUGUGGGAGUCUGGCGACGAUGGCGGAGCUGGUGAGGACAAGGCAGGCGGAUUUCACCACCGAGGAGCGGGUGGAUGGACAGACGUUGGAAGCUGUCACAUACGCGGACCUCGAUUCUAGUGAAGAUACUUGGGGACCGAAGGUUGCACGACAACUCAGGGCGUGGGUUCAGCAGAAUCCACCGCCCGCAGAGUACACACACGUUGACGGGCGAGACCCAAACACAAAGAAAAGGUUAAACGAAGAAGAGAAGACCAAGGUGCGGCAAAGGUUUCGGGGCGACUGGGCCGGCGUCUCACGCAAAGAGCGCAGACGACAGCAAAAGGCAGCAAAGGAGGGCAUGAAUGGACAAAAGGCGUCAAACGAGAGUAUCAAUGGACACAAGGAUACUACGUCGUAG
This is a messenger RNA of Paraphaeosphaeria sporulosa, 1140 nucleotides long. Its product is annotated as pseudouridine synthase. Gene Ontology annotation, molecular function: pseudouridine synthase activity; RNA binding. The transcript has 2 exons. The record is from RefSeq and is a predicted model, not a curated record. Lineage: Eukaryota; Fungi; Ascomycota; Dothideomycetes; Pleosporales; Didymosphaeriaceae. Gene Ontology annotation, cellular component: mitochondrion. Bases 1 to 1140 code for a protein of 379 amino acids. Gene Ontology annotation, biological process: mRNA pseudouridine synthesis; tRNA modification.